This is a messenger RNA of Haliotis rubra (blacklip abalone), 928 nucleotides long. Its product is annotated as etoposide-induced protein 2.4 homolog. Gene Ontology annotation, biological process: macroautophagy. Lineage: Eukaryota; Metazoa; Mollusca; Gastropoda; Lepetellida; Haliotidae. The transcript has 9 exons. Gene Ontology annotation, cellular component: endoplasmic reticulum. The coding region runs from base 167 to 928 and encodes 253 amino acids. The record is from RefSeq and is a predicted model, not a curated record.
CUGUGACGGACCAGAGGCAGAGAAUGUCCUUUCGCGUACAAUUUGCAGACACAACAGUCCUUCAUGGAUCAACAUUGACACAAUGACAAAGCAUCCACUUCUAGCUAUAUCUGCAUCAACCAGUCACUCUUGCCAGUGAUUGUCUUCUGCAAUUGAUUCUGCAACCAUGACUGACACCAUCAAGAGUGUGGUAGCAUCGAUCAUCUGGGGGUUCCGUGAUGCUGUUUUGGGAACGAGGAGAGUCUUGAAUCUAGAUGCUGACCUCCAGGUAGAAGAAUCUGAGAAGAAAUCAAAUGAGCCGCUAACAACUCUUGCCCGCAGACGACUGGAGAAAAACAAGCAUAAAGAUGUGGUCAAAGAACACGUUCCCAGAGUAACAAAUCGAAUAUUUAUGUGCUGUGCAUGGAAUGGUGGUGUCUGCUGGUUGAGCAUCUUCGUGUUCCACUACAUGCUUCUACCCUGUAUCUACUGGUUCACAGAGCUCAUCUCAGGUGGUUCGCUGACUCAUGGCCUUGUUUGGUCAUGGUUAUCUCCCCUUCUCUCAUGGAUAUUCAGCGCUCUCUGGGUGUUACCGCUGUUUGUUCUGUCAAAAAUAAUCAACUGUUUCUGGUUUCAGGACAUAGCAGAUGCUGCAUAUUUGAAAAUGCGAGGGAAACCAAAGAGCCUGACACUCAGCACCUUCAUAGCUGACAUGCUCUUCAGUGUCACGCUGCAGGCUUUCUUCCUCAUACAGGCAACAAUGGCCAGCUCUCUGCCGAUCUAUGGAGUGGGCCAACUAGUCAGCGUCCUACACUUCUGCCUGCUCUACUCUCUCUACACCUUCGAGUACAAGUGGUACAACAUGGGUUUAGAAGUGCACACUUCGACUGUCAUUGAUAGGAGUCAACUGGCCCCUACUUUGUUGGCUCUUCAUCAUCAGUGCCAAUGA